Molecule: messenger RNA, 881 nt
Organism: Amphibalanus amphitrite
Lineage: Eukaryota; Metazoa; Arthropoda; Thecostraca; Balanomorpha; Balanidae
Product: cytochrome c oxidase copper chaperone-like
Exons: 1
Coding region: 8-238 (76 amino acids)
Biological process (GO): mitochondrial respiratory chain complex IV assembly
Cellular component (GO): mitochondrial intermembrane space
Molecular function (GO): copper ion binding; copper chaperone activity
Source: RefSeq, a predicted model, not a curated record
GUCAGCGAUGCCCGGGCAGGGCCCCUCAGCGCCGACGGCGGCGGCGGCGGCGGCGGCGGCUCGCGGCGACCAACCGGCCGCCGCACAGAACAAGCCAGCCAAGUGCAAGGCGUGCUGCGCCUGUCCGGAGACCAAGCGCGCCCGGGACGAGUGUAUCGUGCUGAACGGCGAGGAACACUGCCGGCCACUGAUCGAGGCGCACAAACAGUGCAUGCGCGACAUGGGCUUCAACAUCUAGACGGGAGGCGGCGGCGGUGUCGUACCACCCGGGCGGCGGUGUCGCGCCACCCGGGCGGCGGUGUCGCGCCACCCGGGCGGCGGUGUCGCGCCACCCGGGCGGCGGUGUCGUGCCACCCGGGCGGCGGUGUCGCGCCACCCGGGCGGCGGUGUCGCGCCACCCGGGCGGCGGUGUCGCGCCACCCGGGCGGCGGUGUCGCGCCACCCGGGCGGCGGUGUCGCGCCACCCGGACGGCGUGGAUCGGUGGUCGGGGUACAGGGAGCGCAAUGGACGAGUUUUGCCUGUGCGAUAAAGACACAAAUAGUACAUAGGUAUGUAUUGAUUGUUGUGCUGUUCAUAUGGUUAACACGAUAAAAAACGACCCCAAGAUGUCUUCGACGACGCAGAAGCACCGCAACUUCGUGGCGGAGCCGAUGGGCGACAAGCCGGUCACUGCUCUGGCUGGCAUCGCCGAAGUCAACGGCUAAAAGCUGGUGGCCAACGAUUCGACAAGGCCUACAUCGUGCUGGGCCAGUUCCUCGUGCUGAAGAAGGACAAGGAGCUGUUCGUGGAGUGGCUGCAGGACCUGAUUGGGUGCAACGUCAAACAGGCCACCGACUGCUGGCAGUGUCUGGACGACUGGUGCGCAGAGCUGUUGUAGCAC